AUUUUUUAAAUAAUAAUGGGAAGUUAUUUUUUCGUAUUUACUUUGCUUCAAGCAGCAACAACAGCAUCAUAUUUUAAAAGAUGCACGCUUUUUAAUAUUUUAACUAAAGAGUGGUUCAUAUGGGGUCAAUUGUAUUUGUAUUGCAUUAACUUAAGUGUUGAUAAUGGUUCACCAGGAUUAUUUGAUGAUAGUUGUGAUACUGGUUCUUGUAAAGAGUGUAUGAUGGCAUGUAACCUUGAGCUUCCAUUCAAUCUUUCUAACUGUCUGUGGAAUUGUAAUAAUUCUAAUUCAUGUAAACUUGGAUGUCUCUUCUACAGCCAUACUACAGAUAAAGAAAAUGUUCAAUUUAAUGAACAGAGCAAGCCUGGUAUGAAUUUUACUUUUAAUUUGACUUCAAUAAAAAAGGAAUGUUUAAACACAAGUUUUUUGUUAAAAAGAGAUUUUGUACUGAGUAUAUAUCUGAUUACUUUCAUUAUAAAAAAUGGCAUCAAUUCUACAGAGAUUGUACUAGGUUUACAGAGUCAAAAUGUUUUUAACUCACAGAAGCAAAAUCUUUGUGACAAUCUUAACAACAUAUCUAAUCAUGAUAUUGGAACUGAAUUUCAAUUAAAUAUCUAUAUAGUUAACUAUAAUGGAUACAACAAAUCAAUUAAUCAAUUUUCAAACUUUGCAGAUUAUAUUGUUGGUAAUCUUUCGGUUCCAUUAGUGAAAGGUAAACUUAUUGCUGGCAUUCUAAAACUUUACAGUGAACAUUUAAUUUCAUUUGAUAUUUUUCCUAUAAAAUUUGAACCUGGUUGGCAUAGUGUUAUUUCUUUUAUUAUUGGUUCAAGUAUUAAAUAUGGGUAUAGAGUUCAUGGUAUUAUGUUUCAUUAUGAUAGCAGUGGAAAACUUCAAAUUGCUCCAAUAAAUGGGGAUCCUGAACGUUUUUUCAACACAAAACCGAUUGCAUUGAAUUUGUGGUCAAAUCUUGAAAUUAGUCAAUUUUUCAAUGGCACUGUUUAUAUAUACACAAUCAAAGUAAAUGGAGAAACAGUCUUUUUUGAAAGUAACAAUCAAUCUCAAAGUUUUGAUAAUGUUGAAGUGUAUGCUUCAGAACCAAUAUAUGAACCUCAAGAUGGCUUUAUAAAAAACUUUUUUAUUAUCAAUGGAAAUUUGAAUGACAGAAUACAACCUGUUAUUCUUCCUGCAGAUUACAUCAACAAUAGGAAAGAUUUUCUUGUAACAAAAGGUUUUCUACUUGCUACUCUCAACAUCUUGAUGAAAGUCUACUCUGUUUCUUUUAAUAUAAAACCAAGAAAUUUUACUAAAGGUGUAAAAAGUGUUCUUCAUUUAACUUUGAAUAAUAAUUUUGAAGCUUACGGUGAAAGUAUUUUAAAUGUUUGGUUUCAUGAAGAUGGUACUGGGAAACUUGUUAUUUGUAAUGCUGGUAAAUGCGGCAAUACUUUAUAUAAUAUUGAAACAACUUCACUCAUGUUGGAUCAAUGGUCCUCUGUUAAAAUUUAUCAAAGUUUUAUAAACACUAAGUACUGGUUUGCUGUUGAAUUAAAUGGAAUUAAUAUAUAUCAAGUAGAAAACUCUGCUGCUAAAGUUUAUAAAAACAUUAAAGUGUAUGCUUCUGAUCUUUGGAAUAAUGCUCAAAAUGCUUCUAUCAAUAACCUUUUGAUCAUCAAUGGAAAUGCUGAGUACCUUGUUGGAAGUACACCUAUUUAUUUAGUAAAAGGAAACAUAAUCGCUGAAAUACCAAAACUUGAUAAAGAAUAUUUAAUAUCAGUUGACAUUUAUCCUAAUAUUUUUGUUCAUGGUUGGCAUAGUGUUGUUUCUUUCAUUAUUGGUUCUGAAAAUUACUACUUUGGAGACAGAGUUCCUGGCAUUUAUUUUCAUGAAUCUGGUGAUGGAAAACUCCAAAUAGCAGCCCCAUUAAAUGGUGAACGCAACCGUUAUUUUGAUACAAAACCAAUUAGGAAAGGUAUGUGGACAAAUGUUGAGGUGAGUCAAAUUUUGAAGGGAAAUGUCUUUAUAUAUACAAUCAGAAUAAAUGGAGAAGUUGUUUUAUCUGCAGUUAACAAUGACUCUCAAAAUUUUGACAAUGUCAAAGUAUAUGCUUCAGAAUCAUCACAUGAUGUUCAAAAUGGCUUCAUAAAAAAUUUAUUUAUUGUUAAUGGCAUUGAAAAUAGCGGUAUGCAACCAUCUGUUGUCAUUUUUAAAGUUUUGCCACCUCAAGUUGCUUUUGAAAAAAACAAAAAAUUCGUUAUUAUUGCAGCAAUAUUGGCUCCAGUUUUAUUUGUUUUUAUUUUACUUGCUGUUGUGGUUUUGUUCAGACUUCACAUGAAAAAAAAAAAAACCCAGCAAUCAAAUUGGAUGACCAAUAUUUACAAAAUAGAAGCCUACAAAAAUGAAAAUCUAGAUAACGAAGAUGAAUGGGAAAUUCUUCCUGAAUACAUAUGCUUAGAUCAAAAAGUUGGUGAAGGGGCAUUUGGUACUGUUUUUAGUGCAUUAAUUAGUGAUAAAAUUCUGGCUAAAUUAAAAAAUGCAAAGCGAAAGUCCGCAGUUUCUGUGUUUAGUUUCAGUGAAGCUUCAUCUACUACUGUUGCAGUAAAAUUUUUAAAAGAUAAUGCAUCCCAAUCCGAACUGGAUGAUUUUCUUGAAGAAAUAAGCCUGAUGAAAGAUAUUGGAUAUCAUAAAAAUAUAGUAAAUAUGAUUGGCUGCUGUACAGUUAAUAAACCCAUUUGUCUUAUUACUGAAUUUAUGGAAAAAGGAGAUUUGCUACAUUUUUUACGUAAUAGACGAUCUAAACUUUGUGCAUCUAAAGUUGAGAGAGAAUCAUCUAUAAAUUUUUUGCACACAAAAUCUUAUAGACAGUCUCUACAGGUAACAACAAAUGAAAAUUUAACCUCUGAGGAAACGACAUAUGAGAUUUCCCUAGAUGAUAUUGGAGUGAUAACACCUGAUGAUUUACUUAGUUUUGCUUGGCAAGUAGCAUCAGGAAUGGAAUAUCUUUCAUGUAACAAACUGGUACAUCGAGAUCUUGCAGCAAGAAAUGUUUUAGUUGGUGUUGAAAAAAAUAUUAAAAUAUCUGAUUUUGGCCUGACACGGAGAGUUAAUGAUGAAUUGAAUUAUAUGAGCAACAAAAAUCGUCGAUUACCUGUUAAGUGGAUGUCAGUUGAAGCCAUAUAUGACCAAACGUACACAACUUACAGUGAUGUGUGGUCAUAUGGUGUAGUUUUAUUUGAAAUUGUGACACUUGGAGGAACACCUUAUCCAAGUAUAAGUAAUCGUGAACUUAUUACUCUGUUGAAGUCAGGUUACCGAAUGGAACGACCGGAAAAUUGCUCGGACCUAAUGUACGAUAUAAUGUUGCACUGUUGGAAUGAAGACCCAUUGCAACGACCUACUUUUACAGAGCUGCGUGAACAUUUUGAUGAAAUGAUUUCCCAAGGUGAUUGUUAUUUAAACUUUGAAAUUGACGAAAAAAAUACUUAUUAUAACGUAGCCUCGUUUUACAGUCUACGGUCUGAAACAGGAGAUCGUUUUUUAGAGGAAGAGAUCUUUCAAAAACCUAUGCUAGUGAAAUCGUUGGGAAAUACUAAAAAUAGGCUUAGCAAUAAACCAUUGACUAAAAGGUACGCAACUCGCGUAUAUGCACAACAAAAUAAAACGCCGGCAGACAUGGCAAAUCAUGCGUUUAGUGAUGCAAUAUAAAAAAUUUAAUGGUAUAUAAAGUAUUUUUGAUUUUUAUUUAAUUUAUAUUUAUAUCCUAUAAAAUAUUUGCAUAUAAAGUAGAAUGUAAAACAUAUUUUGAAAAUUUGAUUUAUG
Messenger RNA from Hydra vulgaris (swiftwater hydra), 3813 nucleotides. The record is from RefSeq and is a predicted model, not a curated record. Lineage: Eukaryota; Metazoa; Cnidaria; Hydrozoa; Anthoathecata; Hydridae.